AUGAUUAAAAAUAAAGGCCAUUGGGUCUAUGGAGGAGCUCUGAUGCUGGCUUUGCUCGGAGCAUUCAAAUACACGAUGAAAUCCAAACAAUAGAAGCCCACAGGUCAAGUAGAAUACAGUCUACUAUAGUCCUCGGCCACUCUUGAUUACAAUAAGAAACCAGCAGGAAUUAGAAACAUCGGGAACACUUGCUUCUUGAAUUCAGUAUUACAAGUACGAUAAAUUACAUAAUUAGUGGCAUUAAGUUCAUAACCCAAUUUCAUUGAAUAUCUGUUUGAAUUGGUGCAGCAUAUCAAUGGGGAUACUACCUUAGAUUAGUAGAUCUGUUUAGAAUUGGCCAAAAUCAUGAAAUACCUCAAUAGUGACAUGGAAGUGAUCGAUGCUAACGACUUGAUCGAGCUCCUCUCAGAGGAUGCUGAUUAUUCCUUUUUUUAUCAAUAAUAGGAUUCUCAUGAACUCUUCAACAUGCUCAUGAAACACAUUGAAGAAGCGAAUAACCAAGUGAAUUCAUUUGAUCUAGCUAUGUUGAGAUCGAAACAAAUGAAAUUCAAGAAUCCUUUUCUUCAUCACACUAAGGUUCAAAUUAAGUGCAAUACUUGUAAUUAUUCUGUAAGCAUCUUCUAGUAAAUGUAGUUUAAUUCACUCAAAGUAGAAAGUAACUAUGCUUUCCAUUUCCAACUCAACCAUGCAAGAACAGUUAAACAAGCAAUCGAUUAUAUCUAGUAACCAGAAACAAUAACAGACUAUAUCUGUCUCUACUGUUCUUUGCAAUUCCUGAGAAAGAAAUACACUCUAAACGAUUAGCAGAAGAUCAUUGAUUAAUAUCUCUCAAUCAACGCUUAUGAUGAGGAUUCUUAAACCCUCAUUAAGAAGAUCAUAGAGUAACUUAAUGCAGUCCAAGACAAUCCAUUUCAAAUGGACCCAUUGAAGGCGUGUCUUAAAAGAACAGUGACACGCCAGACUCACAUUGCAAAAUAUCCAAAAACCUUCUGCUUCUUUGUCAAUAGACUCAUCGUGCAUCCCUAUUACGGAUUAGUAAAAUUGGAUCAUCCAGUUUAUUUGGAUUCUACUUUUAUGGUUGCUGACAAAGAAUACUCUCUUUCGGCAUUAGUUUGUCAUUUAGGUGAUUCCAACUCUGGCCAUUAUGUUACAUUCAAAAGGACAUUUGCAUUGGAUCUUGAAUCAUCAAUGAGUCGAGAUAAAUCAUACAAAAAAUGUGAGUGGUAUAUUACUUCUGACAUCAAAGUCACUCCAACAAAACAACCAUAACAAGGUGAAGCAUAUUUAAUUUUUUAUGACACAUAUUGA
Molecule: messenger RNA, 1308 nt
Organism: Paramecium tetraurelia
Lineage: Eukaryota; Ciliophora; Oligohymenophorea; Peniculida; Parameciidae
Exons: 3
Biological process (GO): protein deubiquitination
Cellular component (GO): nucleus; cytosol
Molecular function (GO): cysteine-type deubiquitinase activity; cysteine-type endopeptidase activity
Source: RefSeq, a predicted model, not a curated record